CUGACAUGGCGAAUUAUUUGACUGAACACCUUGGGGAAGUGAUGCAGAAACUUCCUCUUCCGCUUCCUAAAAUGAAUGCUAAAAGCCUAAUAAGAACGCUGCUUAUGCUUCAGUUGAGUUGAGCAGUUGGCGCGUGAAGUAAGCAAAAUGUGUCUUCAACAACCCAUACCACGAAGCAAGUCAUUGUAUCUUCAAUUUCAGCAGUCCCAAUCUCCGCGAGCGUCGCACCGCUGCCACUAUUUUCCCUGCUAUUCAGGAUUAGAUUGCUUUAACAUCAAUGAGAACCCCAGCAGGUCACCUUUGCUUACGGAAGGUUUCCAUGAUGACAACAACGACUAUUAUGAACCACACCAGCCGACAUUGGUCUGUGAUGGUAGCAACUCCAGUGAAUCGCGUUUACUCAGCGUUAGUUUCUGUGCUUGCACUGACUAUGAUAAGCUGGGAAAUAGGGCUGUGGGCUCUGUUGUAUUGAACCCCAGUGGCUCGCUUUUACCACGCUCUAGUCCUCAUGCUAACACCAAUCUUGCAAGGGUAGAGGUAAAUAGCAAGCUUAUAGAGCUGCAGGGCUGUGUUAGUUCAAAUCCAAGUGGGGAUGUUGCAAUUAGCUUUGAUAAUUCGCACGGUGAAAACACUGAUUUCGACCAAGCACAUAGCAGACCAAGAGUAAUGGUUAAAUUGAUCAUACUUGUUACUCCAUUAGAGUGGAUCUUUAUUCUCAUUGGCCUCGGACUAGAAAUAUUGUCGGCCAGUUUUGAUCAGGUUUCCUCCCCACGCAAGCCUCUUUAUGCACUAGUCAGUUUGUUGUUGGCUAUUACGGCUGUGUUCACUUGCAUCUUGGAGCUCAUUCACGGUCGAAUGAAGGAGAAGGACAAAGAUGGAUCUCCAAAUAGCAUGGUUCAUCGUUCGUUGCCUGACAUCUUUGGAUUGGGUCUUGCGGUAAUUCAAUGUGUUUGCUCGGCGGUGCAAUAUUAUUUCCUUCAUCAGCAAACUAGUACUCCCAUGAAACUGUCCCCUGUGCCUCUCUUUUUCUUUAGUUGUUUGGUGGUUUUAAAGUUAAAAAACAACUGAAGGCUCUUGUGAAAGGUAAACUGAAGAAACUUGGUACAAUAUGUAUCCAAAUGAAUGUUUUCUUUAUUUUCUUAUAUCGUUUGUAAAUUCACUACUUGAUUAUUUUAUGGGGUGUUCCUGUCCA
This is a messenger RNA of Pyrus x bretschneideri (Chinese white pear), 1192 nucleotides long. RefSeq lists its product as uncharacterized. The transcript has 6 exons. The record is from RefSeq and is a predicted model, not a curated record. The coding region runs from base 148 to 1068 and encodes 306 amino acids. NCBI's taxonomy places the organism in Eukaryota, Viridiplantae, Streptophyta, Magnoliopsida, Rosales, Rosaceae.